Messenger RNA from Priapulus caudatus, 563 nucleotides. RefSeq lists its product as uncharacterized. Bases 48 to 479 code for a protein of 143 amino acids. The record is from RefSeq and is a predicted model, not a curated record. NCBI's taxonomy places the organism in Eukaryota, Metazoa, Priapulida, Priapulimorpha, Priapulimorphida, Priapulidae. The transcript has 2 exons.
GGACAAGAAGCUGUGAAUACCCCGGGGGUGAGGAUUCCAGCAUUGCGAUGACGGAGGGAAGCGGCGACAAUGACGAUUUCAUAGCGGAUCCGCUUAUUGUGUUGAUUGUCGGAUUAUGUCUUACGGCUCUCGUUAUUGGUAUUCUCGGCAUAUACACGUACAUGCGCAUCAAUGGAAUCCACCGAACCGAGCGGCACAUCAAAGAGGAAGCCGACACAAAGGCGAAAAAAGCCGAAGCGAAAGCACGAGAGGAGGCGCAAGAGAAGAAGCUCGAUCGGCAGAAAUCUCGCAAUGGAACCAAAAGGAAGAUUCCUCGGUCCGUUCGGGAAAACGGCGCCGAGGGACUGCGGCGAGCGACGGAUGCUGAGCGUGCGGAGAAGCCAACGCGAGGCGCGAAUCACGUGGAUGUUGCCAUAGCGAUGACGGAUGCAUCGCUGGACGUCGGUAUCACGUCGCCAAGUGACGUCACCUGGCUUUGAUGUUCGCCGACACGUGAUCACGUCGUUUAUACAUGUGCAGCUUCAUCGAGCAAUUGCGUGUCAAACAAAGAGAGAGAAAGAUAG